Messenger RNA from Pleurotus ostreatus (oyster mushroom), 1788 nucleotides. RefSeq lists its product as uncharacterized. The record is from RefSeq and is a predicted model, not a curated record. The transcript is spliced from 11 exons. Gene Ontology annotation, biological process: proteolysis. Lineage: Eukaryota; Fungi; Basidiomycota; Agaricomycetes; Agaricales; Pleurotaceae. Bases 1 to 1788 code for a protein of 595 amino acids. Gene Ontology annotation, molecular function: tripeptidyl-peptidase activity; serine-type endopeptidase activity.
AUGCUCUGGUCAUUAAUUUUUCUAGGGCUGGUUCAGUCUUCUCUCGCCGCGCCACCGAUAAAGCGAUGGGACGCUAUGGCGGAGAAGCACUCUUGGACGGAGGUUCCUCAAGGGUGGGAGUACCACUCUCCUGCCCCCCAGGGAAUGUCAUUUCAACUACGCAUCGGCCUCAAGCAAGAUCGUGUGGAUGACUUGAUCCGUGACCUCUAUGAAGUCAGCGAUCCUGCUCAUCAUAGAUACGGCAACCAUCUCUCCAAGGAGGACGUCGACGCUCUUGUCGCUCCUCACCCUGAGUCGGUGGAAACCCUCAAUUCCUGGCUCCAGCACCACGGUAUCGACCCCGAGCAGGCCGUAUAUCGUUCAGGUGGUGGCGAUUGGAUAACCCACCGUGUAACCGUCGCCCAAGCAGAAAAGAUGCUCGGAACAAAAUAUAACGUGUACCACCGCCCCGAAACCGGCAGUUAUAUUGUCCGAACGCUGAAGUAUUCACUGCCACGCGAUCUCCACGACCACGUCGACGUCGUCUCCCCGACAACGUACUUCGGGAAGACGGAAGCUAUGAGAGUUAACUCUUUCAUGCAACCCGAAGUCCCCACAAUGCAGUAUGAUCUGAAUCAAUUUAACGCCGACGCAGAUGCAGGCGAGAUACCAGCGAGCUGCGCCCGUCAAGUCACUCCUUAUUGUCUGCGCUUGUUGUACAAGACGAUAGACUACGUGCCCGGCGCUACUGAUCGCAAUAAACUUGGCGUCACCGGAUACCUGAAGGAGUACACCAGUAAUAAUGACCUUCAAGAAUUCUUCAAGAGGUUUAGGCCUGAAGCACUAGGGACCAAGCUCAACAUUACCCUUGUGCAUGAUGGCCUCAAUGACGACGAACGUCCUGGUACAGAGGCCAACCUCGAUGUUCAAUACGCGAUGGCUAUCGCCCACCCAACUCCAACGGUUUUCUACAGUACCGGAGGAUCUCCGCCGUUCAUCGCCGACGAUGCGACCAUGACAAAUACUAACGAGCCAUAUCUCGAUUGGCUAGAGCAUAUCCUCAACGAAACCUCCAUUCCUCAAACACUGACGACAUCCUACGGGGACGAUGAGCAAACGGUUCCCGUGGAAUACCAGAAGCGGGUGUGCUCUAUGUUUGCGCAACUAGGUGCACGAGGAAGCUCGGUGAUCUUUUCAUCUGGUGACUAUGGCGUGGGACCCGGUCUCUGUUAUACGAACGAUGGCCUCAAAACCCAGAAAUUCAUUCCUCAUUUCCCUGCGUCGUGCCCUUUCGUGACUACAGUCAGUAAAAGCACUGGAGGCAUUCCUGAGAAAACGGCAGGGCUCAGCGGAGGAGGAUUCUCCUUCACUUUCCCAAGACCCUCAUAUCAAGAUGCUCAGGUGAAGGCGUACCUCUCAUUGAUAGGGGAUGCGUAUUCCGGGCUGUACAACGAAUCAGGAAGAGGAUUCCCCGAUGUCGCUGGCCAGGCCAGAGGGUACCAAAUUGUCCAUAAAGGGACGGUGCGGUCUAUUGGAGGCACUAGUGCUGCUGCGCCGGUUGUCGCCGGGAUCGUGUCGCUGCUGAAUGAUUACCAGCUCACCAAAGGACAGCCACCUCUAGGAUUCCUCAACCCUUGGUUGUAUUCAGAGGCGGCGAGCGCGUUCAACGACAUCGUCAAGGGCUCUAACCCUGGAUGUAGGACGCUAGGCUUUUCCGCUCACCAUGGCUGGGAUCCAGUUACGGGAUUGGGCACUCCGGAUUUCGAGAAGCUCAAGGCUCUUCUUGAUAAAAGAAUAACUGCGCAAUAG